AUGGAUAAUAAAACAAAUAAAAAAGACCAAAUAAUAUUUAUUAAAAAAAUAUUUACUGCUGUAACUAAAGAGUUUUUGUCUCAAGGAAUUGAAAUAAAAAAUUUAAAGAAAGCAGUUAAAUUAAAAAAUGAUAACACUUAUAAUAAAUUAACAAUUUUACAUCUUUCUAUUUAUAAAAAAUGUAUAUUAACUAUUCUAUUAUCGUUUAUGAUAUCAAUUUUUUUUUAUAACUCAAGUCUUAAUUUUUCAAUUCAUUUCAUAUUCGAAAAACGCUGUUUUAUUCCAAAUAACUACUUUGUGUGGGAAUUUACAAGACCAGUAUCAAAUUGUGAUUACUGUCGAGGUGUAAUUAACGCGUUAAUUAUGAAUAAUCUUACAAGGGAGGAAUUUACGCCUUACGCCUAUUCAUCAAAACCAAUGAUUAUAAAAAAUGCCGCUCGAACAUGGAAAGCAUCAAAAAUGUUUAAUUUAAAUUUUUUUAACAAUUUAUAUGAAAGUAUUGACGGUGCUUAUGAAUCUAUUGAAGAUGAAUGCCAAUUUUUACACUUCAAAAGUAACUUUUCAUUAUUGAAACAAGUUUUAACAAUGAACGAACAACAAGCAUCUAAUUAUUUAAAUAAAAAUCCUUGGUAUGUUGGAUGGAAAAAUUGCCAUCCACAGGUAUUAGACGUAAUGAAGAAAUAUUAUGACUCACCUCAUUUUUUGCCACUUGAUACAGAGAUACCACAGACAAAUUAUAUUUUUAUUGGGUAUGACCAAGGAGCAAACAUGCAUUUGGAUUACAUUCCUCGACUGAUGUGGCAAGGACAACUCGCUGGAAAAAAAAUAUGGUCAGUUGCUCCAACUCCUGAAUGUGAUAGUGUCUGCAAACGUUUUAAUUUUUCGGUAGAUACAGGAGAUAUAGUAUUGCUUGAUACUAGAGUCUGGUAUCAUGCCACACUCAUCAAAGAUAAUACUUUAAGUCUUACUAUUACAUCAGAGUAUGGUUGA
Cotesia congregata is the source of this 990-nucleotide messenger RNA. NCBI's taxonomy places the organism in Eukaryota, Metazoa, Arthropoda, Insecta, Hymenoptera, Braconidae. The record is from the annotation of a GenBank genome assembly.